Messenger RNA from Lolium perenne, 363 nucleotides. Its product is annotated as B3 domain-containing protein Os03g0212300-like. Lineage: Eukaryota; Viridiplantae; Streptophyta; Magnoliopsida; Poales; Poaceae. The record is from RefSeq and is a predicted model, not a curated record.
AUGUACUUCGAGUUCGUCGUCCACAUCACGGAGGACCCUCACAGUAAGAAGAGGGUAUCAGACAAGUUCGCGGAGUUUCUCGCUGGCCGGGAGCCGGCCGAGGUGCACCUCCGGGAAGCCAGUUGCGGCUUUUGUCACUGGCCAGUUGAGGUCCUUUUCGAAGGGCAAGGAUCCAUGUACCUCAACCGUGGCUUCGACAAGUUUUCUCGCGAGCAUAACUUGGAGGUCGAGUGCCUGCUGCACUUGUUCUAUGAAGCUGACGCCGAGAUGAACAUCAAGGUGUUUGAUGAGUCAUCUUGCCGCAGGCACUACCACGACGACGACUCCGGUGACGAUAGCGGCAACAACGACGGUCGGUUGUAG